AUGGCAUCCUCUCCAGAAGUCGAUUCUGAAGCAGUGGCUCUUUCCAAGAAACUACGCUCUGCGCUCUGGUACCACAUCGGCAAGGUUGUUGACGAAGAAAGCCUCAACCUGGGUGUAAAUGCAACACCGCAGUUCAUCGGCAGCCUGAUGGAGCUGGUCUGGGCACAGCUAGGUAUAUUUCAAACCCCACCCUUGAUUCAAGCACAUGCGAAGUGGCUCUUUGAGAAGCGGUUCUCUCAAUGGAUUUCUGACAGGCUCUUGGGUCGUACAGGAAACACCGCCGCCGAUCUCGAAUCAUUCGCGAAACAUGCUGGAAGAAGCACAAUCAAGACUGAUGAUGUUAUGCUGCUUACGAGGAGGAAUGAAGGGCUGGCACAGGUGUUGAAAGAAGAGUUGAAGAAGUUGGAAACGUCGAAACUCAAAGGAGACAAAUGA
This is a messenger RNA of Exophiala aquamarina CBS 119918, 435 nucleotides long. RefSeq lists its product as uncharacterized. Gene Ontology annotation, biological process: replication fork processing; resolution of meiotic recombination intermediates. Gene Ontology annotation, cellular component: Fanconi anaemia nuclear complex; FANCM-MHF complex. The record is from RefSeq and is a predicted model, not a curated record. Gene Ontology annotation, molecular function: protein heterodimerization activity; chromatin binding. The transcript is spliced from 2 exons. Bases 1 to 435 code for a protein of 144 amino acids. NCBI's taxonomy places the organism in Eukaryota, Fungi, Ascomycota, Eurotiomycetes, Chaetothyriales, Herpotrichiellaceae.